Molecule: messenger RNA, 2898 nt
Organism: Penicillium crustosum
Lineage: Eukaryota; Fungi; Ascomycota; Eurotiomycetes; Eurotiales; Aspergillaceae
Exons: 2
Coding region: 1-2898 (965 amino acids)
Source: RefSeq, a predicted model, not a curated record
AUGUUCCCAGCGAUCACCAAGAUGAACAUACCGACAACGGGAGCCUCCGAAGGCUAUUCCGAAGGCACAGCAGUAGUUCGGAUUCUCCAACCACAACACAAAGGGAGUGAGGGCCGACGAGAUGAUGGCAAAGAUCUCCGUGGCUCCCCUAAGCGCGACUCGCUCGCAGCAGGGGAAUACUCUGAGCCAGCACAAUCUGGAAAUAUCUAUGAUUUUCUCGAUUACAGAUUAAAAAUGGCGAGCAAGCCAAAAGAAAAUUCGCUAGAAGAAUCAAACCUCACAACAAAAGACAUUAAAGCAAUGUUGUCUGGGGCACCUCACUUCCUCCUGGAGAAAGGCAAGCAUGGUCGAUGGUAUCCCCAGGUGAUCUUCCCCUGGGAUGAGCAGAACGCGGUAAUCCAACAUAUGUGGGAUCGCAAGCCGUUGCCCCAUGCGUCCUUUACUUUGAGCACACUUCAUGCUCAUCUACCGCUUCCAGAUGACUGGGCCGUGAAAGGCGGUGUUCCGACUGGAGUCCUCGACUGGCGCCGAACAGGCGCUAGCCACAGGGCAACGUUCGACGUCGGGAUCUUCGAAGUAUCCAACAUGCUGUCCAAUAACGGCAAAGAACCGGGCACUGUCGGUUUCCGGCACUUUCUUGAAUUACCUGUGGCUGACGCGAUCCGAUACACCGGCCCCGAAACCCCAAGGAAACCUCCGUAUUUACAACAAGUCUCAACCAUGGCGGCAACGGAGGCGUUCCAUUUAAUGGAGGGAUAUGAUAAGCCGUAUUCACAAUGCCAAAGUGGUGCCGUGUAUGAUCGGCAUAAACUCAUCUGCGAAGGCCCCGAAGCCUGGAAGCGCAUUGGAGUACGAGAUAUCAACCUGCGAUCUCUGGUGCAACGAUUAGAGCAUCUGCGCAAGUUCCGACAUGAGAUGCUCACAGAGGGAUCAAAGAAGACAAUUCUGGAUAUGGAAAGUCCGCGUGAGUUGCACGACAUUUUACACACGCAAUUCCUUUACCCUCGCCCUCCACCUACCGAUAUCAUAGAGGGUCAUCCACAAAGCGUCAAAUCCCAAAUCAAAACUUUGGCAAUCGUGCUGGCCACCCCCGGAGCAUGGAUCAAUUUCAGUCUCCCCGAAUGGCGCUUCCGAGCAGGGCAGGUCCUAUGGGAGGCGUCAUUGCAUGGCGAUGGGGACUGUCUAGACCCUAAUUCAAGCAAUGAGAAAGUGCCGUGGGAUGUUUUGACCAAGUCCGGGAUGGAGCGAAAGUGGUUGCUGAUCCAGCUGCUCCUCUCUGCUGAGUUGCUGCUUCGCUUGGAUGCCUUCGUUCGAGUUGGCAUGUUGUAUGAUCCGCACGGUGGUCAUAUCACGAUACAUGAGCUUGUACAAUUCGAGAAAUUGCGAGAAGGCAAGCUGAACUGGGAUCUGGUUGUUGUGCGUCGGUUCCUCAACAGCCUUGAUAUCACUUGCCCGUCGCCACAAUCAGGGCCAUCUCCGGGUGGCUCACAAUCAACCCCCAUAACCACCAAGUCGCAUGAGAAAAGCCAUCGUUUUUCGCUGCUUGAAAGCAUCACUCGGCGUAGCUCGCCCCCUGUUGCGGAUCUACAGUCUGCCUGGGACUGCGAACUGAGCUCCUCGCACGUUCGACAGCAGCUGGAGGGUCUGUAUGUCUUUGCAGAAAACAUUGGAUGGCCAAAAUUGGCUGCACUGAGAGCAACCAUGGAGCUCAAACUUGGAGACCCUAGCAAUCCAGUUCUACCAGCCUUAGUCGUCGAUGACAAGUGGGGACAGGAAAAAAUAGCCAAGGAGAUGUUACUGGCCAAGGAGGACAUGUACACACGAAAUCCCUGCCGGCGACGCGUCAAGCUUUGUAGCUCUGGCGAUCCACAGUCUAAAAAUUUAGGCUGGAUCUCACGCUCCUUGCUCUCCGGGUUCGUGAUACCCGGAGAGGCGAUUAGUCACCUUCUCAUGGCGACACUGCUUGAGAACGACGCGGAUGCACCGGAUCAACUGGGCUCAAUUGCCAACCUCUAUGGAGGAUUCGUCUAUAGCGAACGGAGUUGGUGGAGUAAAGCAUGCGUGGUCGGACGUGUCUUAUCUAGUUCAAAGGGAGCUAAGACGUGCAUGGGGUGGAUCAGCAGCGACAUGGUGCCCCGCGACGCGAUUACGCAAGAACUAUUCAAGUGUGGAUGGCUUGAACUCCCCGUUGAAGAGGUUCCACAGAUCUCGAGAAGGCCUCGAAUCAAGCAGGGAGCCAAGCUCAUGGUGGAAUCGACACCGUUAGGCAUGGGAGAUAUCACAGCAGAGGCCUUUACGCUUCCAGCGGAGAAUCCGGAGCCAAGUGCAACACCCAGUGUCAAUAUCGAAGGGUUGACUCUGUCUAUCAAUGAUUACAGGCCUCCCAAUAGCAACGGCAUCACACCUGCUGAGGCAUCCGUGUCGUUCUCAAUCAAAGACGCAGAUGCUGGGGUUUCAACUACGGUUUGUUUCCCUCUCAAGUAUAAUGUGCGUUUUAUAUCUGCCCAUGAGUGCUGUCCGCCGAUGGGGGUCGUCUCGCACAAAUCAUCCGACCGUGAGGAAAAUGAGAACCGGCAGCCUACGAGACCCAUGUCCAAGUACACACGUCUACCAGGCCACCCUUUGCACAGCUCUUAUCGAUACAAGUAUAUUUCGUUGGACUCCCUUUCCUCUACCCCGGCACCGCAACCGACAUCGUCACAAGACCCGGAGAUUAUUGUCAUCGAUGCGCGGGGUAACCGAGACAGGGAAACAUUCGCUAGGGCGUGGUGUGCUGCUGUUGGGUGUCAUGCAAUUAUAAGUCGAUUCGGAGGAACUCGUGUGACAUGUUGUGUCGCAUGUUCAGUAAGGCAAGCGAGAGCCAUUGAUGUAAUGGUGGUGGUACGUGUAAGCGAAUGA